This is a messenger RNA of Pleurotus ostreatus (oyster mushroom), 336 nucleotides long. RefSeq lists its product as uncharacterized. Bases 1 to 336 code for a protein of 111 amino acids. The record is from RefSeq and is a predicted model, not a curated record. Gene Ontology annotation, biological process: 2-oxoglutarate metabolic process. The transcript has 3 exons. NCBI's taxonomy places the organism in Eukaryota, Fungi, Basidiomycota, Agaricomycetes, Agaricales, Pleurotaceae.
AUGUUCUUAACACGAGCACGCCUUGCGGCCGUGCACCAGCCUCUCAUCAAAUUCAUCGGACGUCGCCAGUGGCCUUCAACACCGGAGAUCCCUCAUUUCCAUCCCGCUGCACCCGUUGACUUACGGGACAAGUCUGCUAUCAUAUCCAAAGCAGUUUCUCAGUUGACAUCGUCACCCUCACCAUCUUCAUCGUCGUCUAAGUCAUCUGGCUCUGGCAAGCAGGUGUAUUCCGAAUUCUGGGAAGCCCCGGAACGCUUUUGGAAACCGCGGGUUCGAUACGUACCAGACUUUGAGAUAGAUGCUAUUCUGAGUGGUGGUGCUUCAUUAAGGAAGUAA